This is a messenger RNA of Bradysia coprophila, 1980 nucleotides long. RefSeq lists its product as uncharacterized. Gene Ontology annotation, biological process: axon guidance. The record is from RefSeq and is a predicted model, not a curated record. Lineage: Eukaryota; Metazoa; Arthropoda; Insecta; Diptera; Sciaridae.
AUGUGGCCGAGUGUUUGGUAUUAAUUUGUCGGAAUUGUCGAUGAGUUAGUAGUGUCUGUUCGGUAUUGAUAAGAUAAUCAUCAACGUGUUUCUUUCACAUGUUCUCUACAAAAAGAUAAUUUUCCGCUUUGUGUGAACGGUGAAAAUGCUAAUUCGAUUUCUUGACUGAGCUUAAUAAUACGGAGACAAACACAUCAUGUGGAAGCCAUGCACACCAAAUAAACAAACAAACAAAUAACAAACAAGACAAAGACACAAUUUAAACGCAAAUAUUUUGAGUUUUUAAAAAUUCAAAUUUUGUUAAUCGACUCGGGAUCGAUACAUUAUUGUUAUAGAGAGAUGUGUGUUUCAUUAAAUAUUAUAUAGCGCGGUUUGUGUAUAAUACAGUGUUGAUGAGACCGCAGUUAGUUAUCGCGUGAAGGUAUUCCAAUGAAGACGCACAUAUAAUCGUAACUGAAUUGAGUAUAACAAAUGUUUCAGAAGAAGAAAACAAAAUAAUUUUUUCUUCGAAAAAUUGGAAUACUGUGGAAAUUCAUUUGGGUUGAAUAAUGAACAGUUUUCGGAAUGCUGUGUGGUUGAUUAUGCAGUGCACUAAAUUCCAUUUGGUUGAUACAAUAUCUUAAAAGCGGUGACGAAAUAUUGAACGCGAUCUUACGCGCUGUAUUUAAAAGCUUGAUUUGUUGGUGUUUUUAAUUUUCCACGAUCGAGUGUCGACGAGAUAUAUAUUCAAUAUUGUUAUUAUUGAAAUUGACGGGCUGUGUUUCAAUAUUUAUAAGCUCUGCGCCGAAUAAUUUGUUUAUUUUGUGUUGAUAAUAAAAUUACAUUCCAAUUUUUGUGUAUAGAUGCGAUGAUGAUAAUAUUAUGAGUGUGGAAGUGAAAUUGAUAAUAAUUUGGAUACACAAGUGGUCGUGAAACCGGCUAUUCUUGAAAUUGUUGAGAUUUUCGAUUUGUUAAUUAAGAAAACGAAACAAAAAAAAUUUCUUCAAUUUUUAUGCGAACAAAAAGACAUGGAAACGAAAAUAGAAUACGAAAUUUCGACUGAUUUAGAUUUAGAAAAUUUACCAAGCAACUAUACCCUAUUCGUGCACGAAUUGCAACGCAUUGCAUUCGGACGGGAAAAAUCAAACUAUCAGCAUGGCAUGUCACCCGAUGAAUAUGAGCGUUUCGUCAAUGAUAUGUGGAUUGGAAUCGUUUUAACCAUGCUGAUGGUUAUCAUUGUCUUCUCGUUGUGCACCUGGUACAUGUAUCAUAAGUUUCAGCAGUGGAAGAGACAUCAUGACGCACGAUUAAGAAUGCCAAAUAGCACACCUGGUGGACUUGGUAGCGACAUAGAAUGUUUACCAAAUUACACAUUGGUUUCGGGACUACCCACCUACGAUGAUGCACUGGAACAAAUACGCUUACGAAGCACCAACCACCUGUUAAUCAAUCAUCAAACAAUUAUGAAAAUGUUCGGUUCCAUUAAAGAUAAGCCCAAGAAACAAAAACCAGAUAUACCAGUGCCAACAUAUGAAGAUUCAAUCAGAUCACAACCACACAGUACGACUGACGGUUCUGCCGAUUUGAAUUUCAGCCAAAGUUCAUUGUUAUCGAAUACGAAUGCAGCGAGUCAUCGGUUUAAAUGCUCAAUUGUUGUCGAUCCACCCGAACAAAGUGACCAAAUGAAUGGAGAACAGUCAUCCAAUCACAAUCCAGUAUUUAUAAGUAAUAGUUUAGGAAGCCUUAAUAUUAGCAAAGAAAUAGAAAAGUCAAGACCGGAAAUCAAAUGGUCUCCACAUUCACAUCGAUCUUCAUCGUUGUGUAUUGGCCUGGAAAAUUUUGCUUUUCAGGGCCAUCAACGCCAUCUGGAACACAGAGGUUCAUUGUGUUAAAGUUUAUGUGUCGGGGUUUCAACUAUUUUUAUUUGUUAUAUAGACGAUGUGUGGCUCGAAUUGUAUUUUUUUACCGAUUAAAGUUCAAUGACAACUUAAAAACAAACUU